AUGAGUGGACAGGCUGCUAGUUAUUACACCGGCGAAGGCUUCGGUCAGGGCCAGCCUCAACCCGGAUACAACUACAACGGACAGAACAAUGGGAAAUACCAGCAGCCCCAGUAUCAACAGCCUGAGUACCAGCAGCCUGCGGGAUAUCAGCAGCCUGCAGCUGAGCCCAAACCUCCCCCACCGUACCAGCAGAAUAUGCCACAGUCUGGAUACAGCUUUGAUGAGGCAUUCAAGGUCGAGAAGCCCAAAUGGAACGAUCUGUGGGCUGGUAUCUUGCUGAUCGCAGUCUUCCUGGGAUACGCCGCCGUAUCUGGGCUCACCAUCCACAAGUAUGCAACUAACAAAGGCUUCAGCGGAGGAGGCAUUUACGACGCGACCAAUGAUUUCUCGCUCAACACCAAUACACUCGUCCUAUUCAUUUUUGUCCUCGUUGUUGCCCUCGUCUUAUCCUGGCUGUACUUUAUGGGCGCGAGAUACUUCACCAAAACCUUCAUCUGGGCGACUGGCAUUCUCAACAUCGUUUUCGCACUCGCGACAGGUAUCUACUACAUCGCGCGUAAGCAGUAUGGAGGCGGAAUCGUGUUUCUGCUAUUCGGCGUCUUCGCGAUCAUCUGUUUCAUCAGCUGGAUCCCGCGCAUCCCCUUUACCGCAUUCAUGUUGCAAACCGCCAUGGACGUGGCGCGUGGAUACGGUCACAUUUUCCUCGUGAGUGCGCUGGGUGGAAUUGUCACUGUCGCGUUCUCGGCCUGGUUCUCUGUGACUCUUGUCUCGAUCUAUGUCGCAUAUGAGCCUGAUUCCUCUGGUACCAAUCCUUCAUGUGCGAAUGGCGGGUGCAGCAGAGCCAAGGUCAUUGGUUUGGUUGUGUAUGUGACUUUUGCCAUGUACUGGUUUAGCGAGUGGAUCAAGAAUACCGUGCACACGACUAUCGCUGGUGUGUAUGGAUCAUGGUACUUCUGGAGCAAGUCUGCUGGCGGUAUGCCCAAGGGCUCGACCCGUGGCGCGUUCCGACGUGCGACGACUUACUCCUUUGGCAGUAUCAGUUUGGGCAGUCUGAUCAUUGCAUUCAUCCAGAUGCUGCGCCAGGCAUGUUCGAUUGCUCAGCGACACGAAGCCGCGCAGGGCAACCUAAUUGGCAGCAUCGCUAUGUGGGUAUUGGGAUGCUUCAUUUCGCUACUUGACUGGCUUGUGACGCUGUUCAAUCGCUACGCCUUCUGCCACAUCGCAUUGUACGGCAAGGCGUAUAUCCCCGCUGCGAAGGAUACCUGGACGAUGAUGCGCGAUCGGGGUAUUGACGCCCUUGUGCAGGAUUGCCUAAUGGGCCCGGUGUUGACCAUGGGCUCGACCUUCGUCGCUUAUGUCUGCGCUCUGCUGGCUUAUCUUUAUCUGCAGUUCACCAAACCCGCGUACAACAAUGAUGGCAACUUCACUGCUGUCAUCAUGGCUUUUGCUUUCUUGAUUGGUUUGCAGAUCUGUCAGGUCUUCAUGACGCCUAUUGGUAGUGGUGUUGAGACUAUCUUUGUGGCUAUGGGCUGGGAUCCUCAGGUUAUGAUUAAUGACCACCCGGGGAUCUACUACAAGCUCGUUGAGCUUUAUCCUCAGGUCCAGCAGGCGGUCCACGCAUGA
Molecule: messenger RNA, 1623 nt
Organism: Penicillium arizonense
Lineage: Eukaryota; Fungi; Ascomycota; Eurotiomycetes; Eurotiales; Aspergillaceae
Product: choline transporter-like family protein
Exons: 2
Coding region: 1-1623 (540 amino acids)
Biological process (GO): transmembrane transport
Cellular component (GO): plasma membrane
Molecular function (GO): transmembrane transporter activity
Source: RefSeq, a predicted model, not a curated record